UUUGUGAUAAAGACGGUUGUGUUGGCCUCUUCCGAACGAGAAUUUGGAAUUUUCCAGAAGUGAUUUCUUCAUUUGGAACCGAGUUUAGACAACAAAGGGGACGAUGGUGCAGAGUCCGUUUGAUCUACCGCAAUGUUUGCUUUUAGCAGCAAUGCUUUUCUUUGUUCAUCGCUCCACUGCUUCUCCCUUUGAGAAUAAAACUGGACCUACUGAGAGCAGAUCCAGGGUUUUUUCUCCAAGAAUGGACUACGACGAAUGGACACCCCUGGGUCGAGGAGAUCCACUGAAAAACGACCCUACAUUCGACUAUGUUCCUCCAGUACUCGACAGAGUUCAAUACUGGCUAAACACUCACACAACUGAACCAUCAACAAAACGUGAUAUACUUGUACUUGGAGUAACUGCAAAAAAAACCAGUCCAAAGAUCCCAGAACAUUUCCUCAAAUUUUUAGAUGGGCCAAAAUUCAACCGAAAUCAGGAUACAUUCAGAAAUGACUUCACAGGCAGCACUGGUGCAGAACCUCCGAAAAUGAUCCGCAACAAUAAUUUUAGAAGUGGACCUAUGGACUUCAGAAACCAAAAUAGGAUCCAAUCGAUACCUGCUAGUUACUACCCAAGUCCAUUCUACAAUCAAAAACCAAAACCCUACACUAUGAUGAUGCCACCACCUGUGAACCAAAAUCCCAUCAAUGAGCUUGGUCAAAAUUCUUAUGGAAAUCUUCUUAAAGAGAAGAUCGUCUUCCAAGAAUCUCAAAAAUUCAGCACUCAAACCGAAGAAGGCCCUUCCUUGCAAGAGGCUGAGUUUUACAAUCAUCCCCCGAAAAUGUUCUCUCAAGGUCAGCCUCUCUUUAGGUCGACUCAUUCUCAUAUUUCACCAGCUCCUGUUAAAGCUAAGAUCACACCGAUAGAAAACAAAAGCAUAUUUAGCCCUUCUUCUGAAAUUCCAAACCAAAGAUUCGAAGCUACGACUUCUUCAGUAUCGUUCGAAAAGUCCAAUCUAAUUUACCAGUCGACGCAGACCUUAUCAGGUGGUUGGAUAGGUUCUAGUAGACCUACUUCUUUCGCUCCACCAGUAGAAAUCAAUCAAGUCACUUGGAAGGCACCAAACGGGUACGAAGGUGAUCAUCAUGCAUCUGCGUCAGCUAACCAUGAUGUAGUCAUUGGUCAGAAUGCUAAUAUUAUUGUUGAUGGAGACAGUAACGACAACGAGGAGGUUGUGAUUGGACACAACGAUCUCUUCUUUCAGGAGAGUAAUUCUCAAGAUUAUAAGGAGAAGGCUCUUUUAGAAGGUCCAUCAGUCACUACAUCAACCAAACCUUUAACUGAAUCUUACACUGACUCAACUGGACCCAAAAUGCACAUCGUCGUUGCCAACUCACCCUCGGCAUUUGAACUUGAGGCCCAAAAGGAGCCAGUUUCAGUGAUCAUGCCAGUCAACUAUGUCGAAUCAAACGUAGACUCUAGUCUCAACUCCACUGAAUCGGCCUCUUUCAUAUCCACUUCAACUCAAAACUCGCUGAUUCAAAAUCAUAGUUCGAAAAUGAAUGACAACAUGAAUCAGAAUGCAGACAAAAUUCCAAGUAACUCUGUGAGUUCACAAGAGCUUAUAAGUUCUCCAGAGUCCAGCGGUUCCAAUUUAAUGAGUAUGGAAAGACCUCUGCACAUGCAAAAACCACAACCAAUCAGAAGCAGCAUCAGUUCUCCGAUGAUGCCUAUUUUUAUGGAGAACACCCAAACAGAUUACUCUUCUAACAUCUUGUCCAACAGGAUUCCACCAACUUCUCAAACAGCUAGACAUCCUGGCUUCCACAUCUUUGGGGAAUCAGUGCCCCAGCACAUGGCUCUUCAGCAUCCACGACCUCUAAUGACGCCCCGUCCAGGCGAGCAUCGUCCUGGAUUUAGACCACCUAUUUCGAUGGACAUGGGUCAGAUACCACCUUCUAUGAUCCACAUAAAAAUGGGAUCACCUCAGAGUGCCAUGAGACCACACAUGAGUGCAGAUCUAGCUUAUCAACACCAUCAGCAUCAGCAACAUCAGCAUCAACAGCAUCAGUAUCAGCACCAGCAUCAGCAAAAUAAACAUCAGAUUCAGCAGCAUCAGAUCUUCCCUGCGACCUUUACAAGCUCUCCUGUUGGGGCAUCUUCAACUCUACAUGUAACUCGAGGAGAACUUCAAGGUCACAGGUAUUCACCAGUUCCAAAUCCAAUGUUACUAACAACCAUGCAAUCUUCAAUAUUCCCUCCAACUACUAGAGGACCAGUUUCGAUUAAUGGAGAAUUUUUCAUGGAUUAUACAAGAAACCAGUCGCCUCUGAUCCAUUUGCUAAACAGUGAAGAGUCCCAGAAGAUGGAGAGUGGGUUCUCGACUGAUUUGAUAACAACACCAUCUUCUCUACAGACAACAACUGCUCCGAGCUUGACGACUGAUCCAAUUUUCUCGCACUACAAGCAACCUGCUAAGCCCAUUCGGGGACCAAUGUAUCUUAUAAUUCAAGGUCAUUCUAAAGUGAAGACUUACAAGCCAACUGUGAAUAAGUAUGGGGUCCCUGUGGAGAAUAAUGAAAUUCUCGACAACACGACGGAGAGGCCACAGUCGAAGCUGGAGAAAUUGGUUAAUGAAAAUGCAAAAGCUAACGCAGCGAAUAGAGAGAAGGAUCUUAGUGCUAGAAGGAAACUGGAGGAAAGAAAGGAAAAUCGAGAAGAGCCGAUAAGUUUACUGAGCUUAGUGGAGAAUGGAUUUAGCGCUUUUACGGUAUCUCCACCGCCGGCUACUGAAGAAGAGAGGCAGACCAAUUCAGUCACGACUAUAGAAAUUAAUGGUAACUAGAAAGAUUAAUUAUAGCUCUUUCCUGAGAUUAAAUUGUUUAUUCGAGAUUAGGUUUGAUAGAAGAUUAGUCUUUUGUUCAUUUUGGAUAAAUGUUAACAAGGAAUGAAAAUUUUCAUCUCCUUGGCAUGGAAUGUUAAGUCGAAAGUUAAAGUUGGAGACUGAAUUUCGUUGCUCGGAAGACUUUUUCGUAGUGCUGAAUUUCCAUUCGAGAACUUCAAAUAUUUUGAUCGGUCUCGUUCCUUUUGUAAACAUAUUCUUAACCCAACUUCUCCUGCAUUCAUUUCGACCAAUAAUGUCGAAAAAUUAGAACAUUCAUAGUAAAAAUAACUUUUGAAAACAAAAAAAUAAUGAAGAAAAUUAAUUCUACUGUCAAUAAUUAUUAGUUAAUUAAAUAAAUAUAUAUGUACUGAAUAAGGCAAGUGGUAAAAAAUGGUAUGUUCAUUUUCUUAUUUUUCUGAAGAGUUGAAGUCUUUCAUUUAUUAGGAAAGUAAUUAUUAUUAAUCACGUUUAAUUUAUUGAU
Messenger RNA from Belonocnema kinseyi, 3347 nucleotides. RefSeq lists its product as uncharacterized. The record is from RefSeq and is a predicted model, not a curated record. NCBI's taxonomy places the organism in Eukaryota, Metazoa, Arthropoda, Insecta, Hymenoptera, Cynipidae. Bases 104 to 2827 code for a protein of 907 amino acids. The transcript has 3 exons.